GCCGCGCGCGCCUGCCUUCCAAUCCGCGCCCGCCGCCCGCCUGCCAGCCAGUCCCGGGGAGGGAAGGGGGAAAGGAGAGUGCGCGCCCGCGCGCGCGCCCCUGCUGCACCCAGCAGUUUCGCAGCCAGCCUGGAGAGACGGAGACAGACGGGGAGGGAGGGAGACGGCGCACCAGGAGAGAGGAGCUGCUGCCGUCGCCGCUGAUCGCAAAGCGUGCGCGCCCCCCCCCUUCCUUCCAGCGCUCGCUUUUCCUCCCCACCCCUGACAGCCCCCUGUUUCAAAGGGGAAAAAAGGGAAGGGGGGAAAAGAGCGAUAAACCCGAAAGGCAAGAAGUGUGUGGGUGGGGGGCGCGGGAAACAAUGGAGGUGCCUCGCCUAGAUCACCAUAUGAGCAGCCCGAGCAGCCCCUGCGAGGAUGUCAUCAAGAACCUCAGCUUGGAGGCCAUCCAGCUCUGCGAUAGGGACGGGAACAAAUCGCAAGACAGUGGAAUUGCAGAGAUGGAGGAGCUUCCUGUUCCACACAACAUCAAAAUCAGCAACAUCACCUGUGAUUCCUUCAAGAUUUCGUGGGACAUGGAUUCCAAGUCUAAGGAACGCAUCACUCACUACUUCAUUGAUCUAAAUAAGAAAGAGAACAAGAAUUCCAACAAAUUUAAGCACAAGGAUGUACCCACAAAACUAGUGGCAAAGGCUGUUCCCCUGCCCAUGACUGUCCGUGGACAUUGGUUCCUGAGUCCAAGAACUGAGUACACCGUUGCCGUGCAGACUGCAUCGAAGCAAGUUGAUGGUGAUUACAUGGUUUCAGAAUGGAGCGAAAUCAUAGAAUUUUGUACAGGAGAUUAUUCAAAGGUCCACUUAACACAGCUUUUGGAAAAGGCAGAAGUGAUUGCAGGGCGCAUGCUUAAAUUUUCUGUGUUUUAUCGGAACCAGCACAAGGAAUACUUUGACUACAUCAGAGAGCAGCACGGGAGCGCUCUGCAGCCUUCGGUCAAGGAUAACAGCGGGAGCCACGGCUCUCCCAUCAGCGGGAAGCUGGAGGGCAUCUUCUUCAGCUGCAACACCGAAUUCAACACCGGGAAGCCCCCGCAGGAUUCGCCCUAUGGAAGAUACAGGUUUGAGAUAGCGGCGGAAAAACUUUUCAACCCAAAUACUAACUUGUACUUUGGGGACUUCUACUGCAUGUACACGGCCUACCACUAUGUCAUCCUCGUCCUCGCACCCGCCGGGUCACCGGGAGACGAGUUCUGUAAGCAGCGCCUCCCUCAGCUGAACUUGCAGGAUAACAAAUUCCUGAUCUGCACUGAAGAAGACGGGGCGAUGAUCUACCACCACGCGCAGGAUGUAAUCUUGGAAGUGAUUUACACUGACCCUGUGGAUCUCUCCCUCGGCACCGUUGCGGAAAUCACAGGCCACCAGCUCAUGAGCUUGUCGACGGCCAACGCUAAGAAAGAUCCCAGCUGCAAGACGUGUAACAUCAGUGUUGGACGUUAAUUCAGUGGUCCCCCCCCCCCAACUCUUCCUUAGGAGCCUUCUCUGUGGCCUAUUCCCCAUUGCCAUCCGUUCUCAUCAGACGCAUGCAUAAAGCCGCUCUUACCAAGAG
Messenger RNA from Podarcis raffonei (Aeolian wall lizard), 1599 nucleotides. It is a transcript of the gene PHYHIPL, whose product is annotated as phytanoyl-CoA 2-hydroxylase interacting protein like. The record is from RefSeq and is a predicted model, not a curated record. The coding region runs from base 360 to 1490 and encodes 376 amino acids. Lineage: Eukaryota; Metazoa; Chordata; Lepidosauria; Squamata; Lacertidae. Gene Ontology annotation, cellular component: cytoplasm. The transcript has 5 exons. Gene Ontology annotation, molecular function: protein binding.